GGCAAAAUUUACCCUUUACGAAAGGAAACUUCGCGAGAUUUCUGUGAUGGCUAACGAUAACUAGCCUGCUGUGUCAAACCACAGUGACACCGGUCGUGGUGAUCCACCUUACAGAUGCAGACGCUGUUUUGAUAUUCCAAGUCAUAGAGGGGAAAUCACAAAGCUAACCGGGGAGAGAAAGGUGCUGUCUGUCGGCUUGAAGUACUCCCACCUGGCCCUUGGACUGUCCGCGACUCUCGUCCUUUAAUCGCUCAGGCAUCAUCCGGCCUCACUGUGGAUCUUUAGCCCCUCAGGCAGGGCACUGGCAGUGGCAGAGGUAGAGCCAUCAGGGACCAGACCAGCAGGAAGCAGGGCUUCAUGAGCGCCACGGGGCAGCAGCAAGGGGGGGGUCUGCGUACUCGCCGAGGCCUUAGCCGGGACAAAGACCCCGGGCACGGCAUGGGCAUGGAGGCAACCUGCUGGCUGUCCCCUGGAGUCCUGCGCAGGCUGAUUGAGUUGCCCUCACCCCCCCUGUCUCGACACCAACUCAAGAGACUGGAGGAGCACAGGUACAGCAGUGCUGGACGCUCCCUGCUGGAGCCUCUUAUGCAGCGCUACUGGGAAUGGCUGGUAGGACGUGUCCCUUCCUGGAUUGCACCCAAUCUUAUCACCAUCAUCGGCCUGGCCACCAACGUCUUCACCACCCUCGUGCUCGUCUACUACUGCCCAACUGCCACUGAGCAGGCUCCUCUCUGGGCAUACCUGUUGUGUGCGGUGGGUCUGUUUAUCUACCAGUCGUUGGACGCCAUCGACGGGAAGCAGGCCAGACGCACUAACAGCAGCUCUCCGCUGGGCGAGCUGUUUGACCACGGCUGUGACUCCCUCUCCACCGUGUUUGUGGUGUUGGGAACCAGUAUAGCAGCGCAGCUGGGCACCAACCCAGACUGGAUGUUCUUCUGCUGCUUCGCCGGGAUGUUUAUGUUCUAUUGUGCACACUGGCAAACAUAUGUGUCAGGGACGCUGCGCUUUGGGAUAUUUGAUAUAACAGAGGUGCAGCUCUGUCUAGCAGGAUUACAGAUGCUCACAGCCGCUGUGGGUCCCUGCCUGUGGAACGUGAUGAUUCCGAUCCUAAAUAUCCAGAUGAAAAUGAUUCCUGCCAUCUGCACUUUGUUAGGAGCCAUCUUCUCCUGCACCAAUUAUUUCAGAGUUAUUUUCACAGGAGGUGUGGGCAAAAACGGAUCCACAAUAGCAGGAACCAGUGUGCUCUCUCCAGUCUUACAUAUUGGUUCAGUCAUAAUUUUGGCGAUGAUGAUAUACAAAAAGUCUGCUGUCCAGCUCUUUGAAAAUCAUCCGUGUCUUUAUAUCCUGGCAUUUGGCUUUGUCUCGGCCAAAAUCACCAAUAAAUUAGUUGUAGCACAUAUGACAAAAAGUGAGAUGCAUCUCCACGAUUUAGCCUUCCUGGGACCAGGACUACUGUUCCUGGAUCAGUAUUUCAAUAGUUUUAUUGAUGAGUACCUGGUGCUCUGGAUUGCACUGAUCCUUUCCUUGUUUGACUUGGUGCGUUACUGUGUCAGUGUUUGCAACCAGAUUGCCUGCCAUCUUCACAUUUUUGUUUUCAAAAUCAAGCCUUGUUCAGUCCUCGGCUCAGCUCCUCACUGAGGACACGCCGGCCAUUACUGACUCUGCACUCUUCCUGUUAGCUGCACUCACCUUUUCUUCCCUCUGUUUUCCACGUAGAGACGCAAGGGGGGGUGACGUGGUGUAAACUGUGUGCUUCUGCCAACUGAAUGUCAGGACAAAUAAUAUAUAUUAAGAUACUGGAAUAUUACUGUCAUUGUCUGUUUUUCACCAGUGCAGAAUUACAUUUAUACCAGUUUCAUUUUCUGCUCCAGUACUAAGAAAUCUUCUGACAAACUUACGGUUGCAAAGAGCAGAUAUUUCAGGAGAGUACAGGUGCUACUCAGUAUGCUCAAUGAGAGAAACUUACAGCGUGUUUUAACUGUUCACGUGCAAGAAAAUGUAUAGGAACCGAAUCAUUCUCUUUGCUUUUCAUGAUUAUAAUUUUUGUAACUUUACCUUUUUGCUAUUGUAAAUACCGAACUGUUACAGUGUCUGUGCUUUCUUUUAAGUUAAAAAUCCUUCUUUGACACAUUUAUUUAACCUUCCUUCAUUUGUAUGUUUUUUUUUUUAAAGACACUCCAUCCCCUACACAAAAAAAGUGCAGCUGUUUUACAUCAGCAAAUGUGGUUUUGGAGGAAACCUGAUGCCAAUCUUACUUUUUUUUUCUUUCUUUUUUUCUGUUUAAAGCAAAUCAGAACGUCCUUUUUGUACAAGCCUGCAAAUUAAUUCACUGACACUUUCUUGGUUAAAUUUGCACUUGGGAUUUAGGUUCAGGUCAGAUUUUGGUUUUUUUGUUAAGCUCUUUGCUAAUAUAGUCAUCAUGAAGUUGGUACUUUUGUUACGGGGUAUAGGCUUUCUUUUAUUUAUAUUGUAAACGUAAAGGGGGCUGUGGACGAGGGCAAAAGGUCACUUGCUGUGCUGUAGUUGUGCACACGUAGUGUGCGUGCGAAAGGUCUGUCGGCUCCUUUUGACCUCAUGUACGAAUGAACUCAAGUUUCUCAUUUUUCAGUUGAUGAGAGCAAAGAUCAAAACGUGUAGAGGUGGAGUGAAGCAGGGGGCUUAUUUCAUCCAACUCUGUUACUGAUCUCUGCUUUAUUUAUUGGUGUUUUUUGUUUGUUUGUUUUAAGUGUCAAAUUCCACAAUGAUAAGAAAAAUACUCCGCCUGCUUCUUUGUUUUUGUUUAUUUUUCUGAAACAUUUUAUCCUGUGUACUUUUUGCAAAAAAAUCAGGUUGAAACGGUGCGUUUUGGGGGAGUGGUAUUGUUUUGAAAAGCAGAUUAACAUGCAUUUUGUGCUCUAUAUUAGAUGCAUUCCCUGCAGCAUGUCAAAAUAAAACUGCACUCCAUGUGUGUUCCAAUAGUGCAACGGUUUAGCUCAUUUUUAAUGAUUUUUCUGGCUUUGAGACAUAGACUAUGCUUGUUAGUAGGUCAGUUAAAUUUCCCUUUCACUGCAUUUGUCAAAGAACAGUUUUGAAUAACAGAAAAUGUGAAAAUGAAACAUACAAAUGAAAAAAGGUCCUUCCUGUGUUGCAGCUACUUCACUGAAUCACUGCUGUGUGUUCAGUGGUACCAUCCGCCUGCACAGUCCAUCACGUUUCCUCCAAAACACACGCCUGCCUCAGCAGAACAGGUGCACAUGUGAGUGUGCGGGAGGUGAGGUCACCUGAUGAUGUCACGGUUUUUAAGGUGGUGACUGAUUGAGUCAGAUCAAACUUAAUAAAAAUGUGUUGAUUUGAAAUGUGGCUGCUGCUCGCUCUGCCUCCACCUCGUCGUCUGAUGCCGUUACACCUCAAACCAAGUGUGUUUAGCGCUGCUGCUGCUGCUGGAGAGGACCUGUAGUGACGGCCUGUAUUCACGUAGAGCUCAUGUUUGUCCUUAACAGCAGGGGUUAGCUUCUUGCUUUUACAUUUUGUGCCUGUUUUAUUUACUUUCUGUUGAAUACUUCCAUCUGCAGAUACUGUGCUUUGCCUCUGCGCCGUGUUUGAAAUGACCCACAAUGCCAAGUGUUGACUGAAUUGAGAGGCUCUCAGUGUACAUUGUCCUCCUAGCUGCGUCAUUGUCUCAGCUGGAUGAGUUCUUGUGCAGGGCGGCGGUGGCGGUGUUAUCUGGAUGAAAAGAGACUGAUGGCCAUUGAUUCAUGUAAACAAAGCCUUCUACACACGAGUGUUAAAGGACCACUUCACCCAAAAUCACACAAACCAUUGUCCUCUAAUGCCUUAAGAUGAAAUAUUAUGGCUCAGUGUAUUAUGUUUUUAUAUCAUGCAAAUAAAGUCAUUUUGAGUAAAGAGAUUUAAUGAAAUAAAGGUUAAAAGAAAAACAUUGGAAUGAG
This is a messenger RNA of Oreochromis niloticus (Nile tilapia), 3926 nucleotides long. It is a transcript of the gene cept1b, whose product is annotated as choline/ethanolamine phosphotransferase 1b. The record is from RefSeq and is a predicted model, not a curated record. Gene Ontology annotation, molecular function: ethanolaminephosphotransferase activity; diacylglycerol cholinephosphotransferase activity. The coding region runs from base 358 to 1638 and encodes 426 amino acids. Gene Ontology annotation, cellular component: endoplasmic reticulum membrane; Golgi apparatus. Gene Ontology annotation, biological process: phosphatidylethanolamine biosynthetic process. NCBI's taxonomy places the organism in Eukaryota, Metazoa, Chordata, Actinopteri, Cichliformes, Cichlidae. The transcript is spliced from 10 exons.